Molecule: messenger RNA, 766 nt
Organism: Capsaspora owczarzaki ATCC 30864
Lineage: Eukaryota; Filasterea; Ministeriida; Capsasporidae
Exons: 6
Coding region: 35-730 (231 amino acids)
Biological process (GO): RNA processing
Cellular component (GO): cytoplasm; nuclear exosome (RNase complex)
Molecular function (GO): RNA binding
Source: RefSeq, a predicted model, not a curated record
GUCCAAAAGUCUUGUUGUUGUCGCUGGCUGCACAAUGGCGCAAGUUGAGAUUGUCACGCCGGGAACCCGCCUCGGCACGACCCAGGACUUUCUGCCCGGCGCUGGCACCUAUGUGCGCCCUGACGACCUCAACGCAAUCGGCGGUCGCGGCAGCACGAUCGUCGCAGCGCUCGCUGGGUUUCGUAUUGUCCAGCAGCCGACGACCACUGCGCAUGCUGCUGCCAGCGCGAGCACUGCUGCCGCGUCCCAUGCAAUGGAGAUUGACGACGACAACGACGCAGCAGGAGCAGCGUCAGCACGACAGGUGUUGCCAAGCAUUCAUGUGGUGCGAGAUCUGCACGACGCAAAUCCUAUUCCAGCGAUUGGCAAUGUGGUGACUGCAACGGUCACGAGCAUCACGUCAAGGUUUGCCAAAGUUAAUAUUCUAUGCGUCGGAUCAAGUCCGCUGCGAGAACCCUUCCAUGGAAUGAUUCGAAUUCAAGACGUGCGGGAAACAGAGAAAGACAAGGUUGAAAUGUACAAGUCGUUCCGUCCCGGCGAUAUUGUUCGCGCUGAAGUUAUCUCAUUGGGCGACUCGCGCUCCUAUUUUCUGGCAACGUCCAAGAAUGAUCUUGGUGUUGUCUUUGCCGAGAGUGCAGCAGGCGCAAGCAUGUUGCCUGUCAGCUGGUGCGAGAUGCAGUGCCCCAAAACCAAGGCCAAAGAGUUCCGCAAAGUUGCAAAAACCUUCUGAUUUGCGCGUGUAUUGAAAUGAACAACAUUGAUAGCG